Molecule: messenger RNA, 741 nt
Organism: Candida tropicalis MYA-3404
Lineage: Eukaryota; Fungi; Ascomycota; Pichiomycetes; Serinales; Debaryomycetaceae
Gene: PRP45
Product: mRNA splicing protein
Exons: 1
Coding region: 1-741 (246 amino acids)
Biological process (GO): mRNA splicing, via spliceosome
Cellular component (GO): spliceosomal complex
Source: RefSeq, a predicted model, not a curated record
AUGUUUAGUACAUUAUUAUCACGUCCGAAGAAUUCAGAAUACGAUCCAUCAUAUCAUUUUAUACUAUCACGAAAUAUUCAAUUCAAUGUACGAUCGACUUCUGAUGCUUCAGUUUCCAAAUAUGAUAAAACCAUACCAUUAAAGAAACGAUAUCCUGAUUUGGUACAUAAUUUCCCAAAACCUGAACCUAAUGAAGAACUAAUAAAUGAAACCAAGGAAAUAUUUGAUAAAUUAUUGAAUUCAACAGAUGAACAAACCAUGGAAUCAGAUACGAAUUAUAUUAAUUAUUCUAAUGAAGAAGGUGAAAAAAUCAUUCAAGUAAAGACAUUUCAAGUUGAUCCAAUGUUACCUCCAUCACAUAAACUUCGUAAGAAUCGACAUGAAAGAAUAGUUGAUAAAGAUUUAACUAUUGUUAAAGAUACAAAUAAUACUAGAAUAACUAAAGAAGAUAGACAAUAUUGGAAUAUACCUGCAGCUGUAUCAAAUUGGAAGAAUUCUCAAGGUUUCACAAUUGGUUUAGAUAAAAGAAUGAUUGGAAGGGAGAAAAUUGAUGCUGAUAUGAAUAUUGAAAAAUUUGGUGAAUUAUCAGAAGCUCUUAAUGUUGCUGAUAAACAAGCUAGAGAAGAUAUUAAACAAAGAAAUGAAUUACGUCAACAAGAACAAUUAAAUGAAAAGAGAUUAAGAGAUGAAAAAAUUAAACUGUUUGCUAAUCGUAAUAAUAAUAAGCGAAGAAAAUAUUAA